AUGAACCCAAAUUAUGCCUCACAACCCCAGUUUCCAGGACAACAAUACAUCAAUGAUCCAAUGGCCAAUAUGGCAGUCCAGUACGGAAGCUCCUUGGCUGGCCAGGGCCGUGAUCUGUUGGAUAAAAAUUUGGAGAAGUAUGUCAGCACGUCUAAGAUUAAAUACUACUUUGCAGUAGAUACAGCUUACGUUGGGAAGAAAUUAGCACUACUCACAUUUCCUUUCACCCAUUCUGAUUGGUCAAUUAGAUACAACGAAGACGAACCCAUCGCACCGAGAUACGAACACAAUGCUCCCGAUCUGUAUAUCCCAGUCAUGGCUUUCGUCACUUAUUUAUUAACUGCAGGACUAGUUUUAGGAACUCAAGACAGAUUCACUCCAGAACAAUUAGGUAUUCAAGCCAGCUCAGCAUUAGUUUGGAUCGUUAUUGAAGUGUUAGCCAUGACUUUGGCAGUUUAUAUCAUGAAUAUGAACACUGAAUUGAAAUAUCUGGACACGUUGGCAUACUGUGGAUAUAAAUAUGUUGGUAUGAUAAUGAGUCUUAUUGCUGGACUUCUGUUGAAAUCGAAUGGUUACUAUGGUGUUUUAGCAUGGUAUGGACUUUGCAUCGUGUUUUUUCUUAUCAGAACUUUGAGAGUCAAAAUUUUGCCUCAUCAUCAGCCCCAAGAUGACUUCUCGCACGGAAGCAAAAGAAGCUUUUAUUUAAUUCUUGUCAUUUCAAUUAUCCAGCCUGUUAUGAUGUGGUGGUUAACCAGACAUAUCAUGUUUGGAAAAUAA
Molecule: messenger RNA, 777 nt
Organism: Lottia gigantea (owl limpet)
Lineage: Eukaryota; Metazoa; Mollusca; Gastropoda; Lottiidae
Exons: 1
Coding region: 1-777 (258 amino acids)
Biological process (GO): endoplasmic reticulum to Golgi vesicle-mediated transport
Cellular component (GO): COPII-coated ER to Golgi transport vesicle; endoplasmic reticulum-Golgi intermediate compartment; Golgi membrane
Source: RefSeq, a predicted model, not a curated record